Messenger RNA from Elaeis guineensis (African oil palm), 2400 nucleotides. RefSeq names its product cyclic nucleotide-gated ion channel 4. NCBI's taxonomy places the organism in Eukaryota, Viridiplantae, Streptophyta, Magnoliopsida, Arecales, Arecaceae. The record is from RefSeq and is a predicted model, not a curated record.
UGUGUUGAAGCAUCACUAUGAUCACCCAAAUGAUGGCAGGGUUAUAGUCGUCACUCCCCAAGCUCGGGACAGAUGAGUACCUACUGCCACGCAACAGCAUCUCGGUAGCUUCCUUGGAUGCCGUCUCCUAAUAGCCUCUAAUCUAUUAUUCUAACUCCAGUCUUGCUGCGUUAUAAUCCUCUUGCUUAUGAACUCCAUGCUCACCUUCCACCCUCUUCCUCCACCAUGGCCACCGAAGAACCCCCCUCCACCUCUUACGUCCACAUGGAGGAUGGAGAAUCUGAUGAGGAGAGCAGCUCGCAUGUGCCAAGGAAUGGCAACGACCAUUCCCAGCUGGGAGGCCACCGCCGCAAGGGGAGCUGGUCGUUGGGCGGGGUGGUUGACCCUCAGUCGCGUUGGGUCCAGGAGUGGAACCGUGCCUUCCUCCUUGUGUGCACGGCGGGGCUCGUCGUCGACCCCCUCUUCUUCUACGCCCUGUCCAUCAGCGGCGCCCGCAUGUGCCUCUUCGUCGACGGGUGGUUUGCGAUCACCGUGACGGCGCUCAGGUGCAUGACCGAUGCUGUGCACGUCUGGAAUAUGUGGAUGAGGCUGAAGACAUCCUACAGCACGAGACGUUUGCGUGGCGCGGAGGAAGGUCAGGCUCCGAUGAGCCCUCGGGCGUCAGCAUUCGGCUACUUGAAAUCCAAGAAGGGUUUCUUUUUCGAUCUCUUCAUCAUUUUCCCAGUGCCUCAGGUUGUUUUGUGGGUGGCAGCCCCUGUUCUCAUACGCAGGGGAUUGACGACCAUGGUGAUGACUGUCUUCUUGAUCAUGUUCCUCUUCCAGUACCUACCAAAGAUAUACCACUGCAUCUGCUUCUUGCGUCGCUUGCAGAACUCAUUGGGCUGCAUAUUUGGGACUAUUUGGUGGGGGAUUGCUCUCAACUUGAUAGCCUAUUUUGCUGCUGCACAUGCUAUAGGCGCUUGCUGGUAUUUGCUUGGGAUCCAGAGAGCUACAAAUUGCCUCAAUGAGCAAUGCAUUGCAACAAAGGGGUGUGGUCUGAAGACAGUGGGAUGUGCUAAUCCUAUAUACUAUGGAAUUACAACAGCAAGUGGAGAUGGGGAGAUUUUGUCUUGGGCUAACAAUGUGAACGCAAGGGAAGUGUGCCUCAACAGCCAAGAUAAAUUCGAUUAUGGCACGUAUACGUGGACAGUCCUCCUGAUUGCAAACUCAAACCGACUGGAGAAGAUACUCCUCCCCAUCUUCUGGGGCCUAAUGAAUCUAACAACCUUUGGUGGGGGUCUUGAGAGCACAACCGAAUGGCAUGAAAUUCUCUUCAACAUCAUUGUUAUAACAGCCGGGCUCCUUCUGGUCACAAUGUUAAUUGGAAACAUCAAGGUGUUCUUGCACUCAGCAACAUCAAAGAAGCAGGCGUUGCACCUGAAGAUGAGGAGUUUGGACUGGUGGAUGAGAAAGCGACAGCUGCCCAAGGGGAUCAGGCAGAGGGUGCGCCAGUACGAGAGGCAGCGAUGGGCAGCAAUGAGAGGUGUGGAUGAAUGCAAGAUGAUCCAAGACCUCCCCGAGGGCUUGAGGAAGGAAAUUAAAUACCACCUCUGCCUUGAUCUCGUCCGCCAGGUUCCGUUGUUUCAACAUAUGGAUGAGCUUGUCCUGGAGAACAUAUGUGACAGGGUGAAGUCAUUGAUCUUUCCCAAAGGAGAAACUAUUACCAGAGAAGGUGAUCCUGUACAAAGAAUGCUAUUUAUAGUCAGGGGACACUUACAGAGCAGCCAAGUUCUCCGAGAUGGCAUCAUGAGCUGCUGCAUGUUAGGCCCCGGAAACUUCAGCGGCGACGAGCUCUUGUCAUGGUGCCUUCGACGGCCAUUCAUCGAGCGGCUGCCUCCUUCUUCCUCCACCUUGGUGACCCUUGAGACCACCGAAGCAUUCAGUCUGGAAGCCAGCGACGUGAAGUACGUGACACAGAACUUCAGGUAUACAUUUGUUAACGAGCAGGUGAAAAGGAGCGCAAGAUACUACUCCCCUGGGUGGAGGACGUGGGCAGCGGUGGCGAUUCAGCUAGCAUGGAGGAGGUACAAGCACCGGCUAACGCUCGCUUCUCUUUCGUUUAUACGUCCCAGGAGGCCUGCUUCGCGUUGUUCCUCGCCUGGAGAGGAAAGGCUUCGACAUUACACUGCUCUCUUGACCUCUCCCAAACCUAACCAGGAUGAUCUCCCGUGAUCAUGAAAAGGAUCCCAUAUUAAUAUACUUCGGAGGUUGUAGGUUUUGGAGUUACUUCAUAGGCUUCUUCAACGUGUUGUGAUGAUGAUGAUGCUUAUAUUUGCAGCUUGGUGGCUUAAGUGAAUGUAAGAAGGAAAAUCUUGGUGACCCCUUAUGUGAGAGGUUACAUGAAUUCAAUUAUUCUUACUA